Emiliania huxleyi CCMP1516 is the source of this 1500-nucleotide messenger RNA. It is a transcript of the gene GDA1, whose product is annotated as glutathione dehydrogenase. The transcript is spliced from 7 exons. The record is from RefSeq and is a predicted model, not a curated record. Lineage: Eukaryota; Haptophyta; Isochrysidales; Noelaerhabdaceae. Gene Ontology annotation, cellular component: cytoplasm. Bases 33 to 1427 code for a protein of 464 amino acids.
UCCGGACGCCGCUGCGAGCUCCACCCAUCCGAAUGCAGCUCAACAACAUGAUUCGAACCCUUAUGGGCGGCGGCGGCGGCAAUGGCGGCGGCGGUGGCAUUGCUGUGUCAGCCGAGCGCCUUGAGGACGCUGCGCCGUCGUGGGAGGCGCUGGCCGCAAAGCUCGACACGGCCUCGACGGACGACGAGCGCGCCUUCCGGCAGGACCUUGAGUCCGGCCGUGCCGCACGCGCCUGCUCGCUCGCGUCGCAACGGCUGUUUGACCUUCCGGACGGCGAGGCGCCGAGGCUGACGCUCUUCCGCGACACCGCUGCGUGGUGUCCGUACUGCGAGAAGGUAUGGCUCGUGCUGGAGGAGAAGCGGGUGCCGUAUGAGGUGAAGAAGGUCAACAUGAACUGCUACGGUGACAAGCCGGCCUGGUUCUGGGCGAUCCAGCCGUCGGGAGGGAUCCCCGUCGCAAAGCUUGACGGGCAGGUGAUCCGCGAGUCGAACGACAUCAUCAUGGCGGUCGAGGAGGCCUUCCCUGACAGGAACGCUGCCGGCACUCCCACACGCCUCGGCGACCCGCGCGUCCGCCCGCUGCUCAGCCUCGAGCGCGAGCUCUUCUCUGCCUGGUUCCGCUGGCUCACCUCCUCCGCGUCCGAGGGCGCACAGAGGGCCAACUUCGAGGCGCUCCUCCGCCGCGUGGACGGCGAGCUCGCCGCAAGCGGCGGACCGUACUUCCUCGGCGCGGAUCUCUCGCUAGUCGACUGCAUGUUUGCGCCCUUUCUGGAGCGGAUGGCCGCGUCGCUCCCCUACUACAAGGCGCUGACGCUGCGGCGCAACGACGGCUGGCCCCGCAUCGAGCAGUGGCGCCCCUCGUACCGGCACGUCCAGUCCGACUUUUACACGCACAUCGGGCGCUGCCAGUCGGUGCCGGAGGCGGAGGAGUUCGCCGCGGAAAUCGACGGCUCGGACGGGAGCUGGUCGCUGCCGCUGCCGGAAGACGACGGCUCGCUGCUGCAGCCGCUGCAGGGGCUCGGCGCCGGCGCCGACGCGGCGCGGCGCGAGGCGGCGGAGCGGCUCCUCCACAACCACGAGGCGAUCGGCCGCUUCGCUGCGCGCGGCCUGAGCGCCCCCGGCGUGCCUCCCGCCUCGCAGCCGCUGUGCUCCCCCCCUCGGCCGCUUUUCACUGCCGGGAGAGGUGACGAGCAGGCUUUCCGCCCGUGGCGGCGGAGCUGUCCGACCCGAACGCCGCGCCCGCCGAGGAGGCGCUGCCGGUCGUGGAUGCGCUGCUGCGGCACACAACGCACGCCCUGCUCGACGGCGAGGGCGACGCGGGCGCGGCGGCGCUCUCGCCCGACACGCUGUCUGGCGGCAUCGAGCCACGCGCCGCUGCCGCGAGCCUCGGCUACCUGCGCGACCGCAUCUCGGUGCCGAGAGACAUGAGCUACCCGGCGGCGCGCCAGCUGCGAGCCCACCUCAACGGUGUGAUCGAGGGCGUCGGCGCAAAGGCCGCGGC